GAACAGAGGAAGUGGUUUUUGGGAAGGUUGGAGGAAGCAUCCUCCUUUUAUGCCGAAAUGUCUCCAAAGAAGCAACCGAGGUGCUCUGGAUCACCUUCCCCCCGGAUGUCCGCUUCUCCCUGGUCGACAACAGCUCUCUGAGCAUCACGGAGCUGCGUGUGCAGGAUGAGGGCAACUACACCUGCAAGGAGGUGCUGAACAAGACGGACCAUGAGCACAGGGUCCAGCUCCUGGUGGCCAAUCCGCCACAGUCAACUCCAAAGUGCUGGGCUGAGACCUCCUCGUCGGGGCUGAUGCUGCAGCUGGUUUGCAGCUGGCCGGGGGGGUAUCCCCACCCCACCCUGCACUGGAGAGAAGAGGGACAGGAUCUGGAGAACUCAAGCUGGGUCCUCAGCUCCACAAGCUCCUCGGACACCCAUGUGGAAACGCUCAACAGCUCCCAGCUCUCCCACCACAAAGUGUUCAAGUGUGUCGGGAGCCACGUGGUCAGGCAGGAGGAAACCACGUGCACUGUGGAGAUAAAAAUCCCUUCACUGGAAUCAGAGCCCCCACAGACCUGCUUUGUGGGUGACAGUGUGACCCUGACGUGCCGAGUGACUGAGAGCACCCCAGCAGCCAGGCUCACGUGGCUGCGGGGCAUCACCCAGCCAGGGGCAGAGAUCCAGCCUGGCGGCAGGUACCUCAUCGCCCAGGAGGGCAACGUGUCCCGGCUCACCAUCCAGAACUGCUCCCAGGCCACCGAUGGAGGCUGCUACGUCUGCAAGGCUCAGAACCCCGUGGGGCUGAGGGAGCUCUUCGUCUGCCUCACAGUGAAGCAGCCAGUGAACAUCGUUGGGGUCGUGGGUGCUGUGGUGGUCCUGUCCCUGCUGGCUGUCCUCACUGUCACCGGGGUUGUCCUGUACUACAGUCCCCUCCUGUGCCUCAGAGGUGCUGCAUUCAGGAAUCAAGACUCGGGUGAUGUCUUAGUGCUGGUGGACUCAGAUGACGAUGAUGGGAAUGGGGAAGAAGAGGCCAUGAGCAGCUCCACCAAGCAGGAGGUGUUGGCGCUGGUCAAUGGGGGCAGCGUUUGGGCUCCUUAUCUCGGCUGCCUUAUGGAAGGUGCCUUUUGA
Messenger RNA from Nestor notabilis (Kea), 1109 nucleotides. It is a transcript of the gene VSIG10, whose product is annotated as V-set and immunoglobulin domain containing 10. Lineage: Eukaryota; Metazoa; Chordata; Aves; Psittaciformes; Psittacidae. The transcript is spliced from 8 exons. The annotation marks the transcript as partial. The record is from RefSeq and is a predicted model, not a curated record.